AUGGACCGAGGACCGAUGCGAAACGAAGACAUCGAGUUCGAUGAAUUGCGGGUGCUGGACGAGGAUAAAGAGAUGCUCGGGGUGAUGUCCACGGACGAGGCGCUGGAACUCGCGGCGGAGAAGGAAUUGGAUUUGGUGGUCAUGAGCCCGGACGCGGAGCCGCCGUUGGCGCGAAUCAUGAAUUACUCAAAGUACAAGUACGAAAAGGAAAAGAAGGAUCGGGAGGCGAGGAAGAAGGCGGCGGCGGUGCGCGUGGACAUCAAAGAAUUGAAAAUGAGGUACAACAUCGAUACGCACGAUUACGGGGUGCGACUGAGGGCGGCGCAAAAGUUUUUGGAGGGCGGGGACAAGGUUAAGGUGAUUUGUCAGUUUCGCGGGCGCGAGAACGACUUCCGGGAGAUUGGGCGGGAGAUGUUCGCUCGAUUCGUAGAGGACGUUGGCGAGGUGGGCUCGCUCGAGAGCAAGCCUAGCAUGGAAGGGAACUCGAUGACGAUGUUACUCGCACCCACGGUCGCCAAGGGCGACAGCAAGUAA
This is a messenger RNA of Ostreococcus lucimarinus CCE9901, 534 nucleotides long. RefSeq lists its product with no specific name. Gene Ontology annotation, molecular function: ribosome binding; translation initiation factor activity. The transcript has a single exon. The record is from RefSeq and is a predicted model, not a curated record. Gene Ontology annotation, biological process: ribosome disassembly; translational initiation. The coding region runs from base 1 to 534 and encodes 177 amino acids. Lineage: Eukaryota; Viridiplantae; Chlorophyta; Mamiellophyceae; Mamiellales; Bathycoccaceae.